Molecule: messenger RNA, 2343 nt
Organism: Actinia tenebrosa (Australian red waratah sea anemone)
Lineage: Eukaryota; Metazoa; Cnidaria; Anthozoa; Actiniaria; Actiniidae
Product: neuronal acetylcholine receptor subunit alpha-10
Biological process (GO): monoatomic ion transmembrane transport
Cellular component (GO): postsynaptic membrane
Molecular function (GO): acetylcholine-gated monoatomic cation-selective channel activity; transmembrane signaling receptor activity
Source: RefSeq, a predicted model, not a curated record
AGACAAUCGUGAAAAAAAAUUAKUGGAAAGAAAUUGUCACCACUUUGGUUAAGCGAAAUUCUUGUUAAAAAUACUUCAAAAGACUGAACAGAAGAAGACGACAAAACKUCUCCAGCUCUGCCAUAAAAAAAGGAUGGACAAACCUGUUUAUUUGUCACGCUUCUUUUUACCCAGCACAGUUUUGUAUCUACUUACUAUCAUCGCAUUCUCAGAAGGACUUAACAGAAGCGGUUUGGUACGACACGAAGAACGUUUGUACAAUGACUUAUUUGACGGCUACAACAAGGAAAUACGUCCUGUGCUCAACCCAUCAGAGGCUGUACACGUGACCUUUGGAUUCGCUCUCUCUGAGAUAAUUGAUGUGGAUGAGAAAAACCAAGUGCUUACGACAAACGUCUGGGUGCGACAGACUUGGAAAGAUGUAUCCUUUGCAUGGAACUCGUCUCGUUAUGGCAACRUAGCUUCUAUUAACGUAGAUGCGAAGACAGUCUGGGUGCCGGACAUUGUUCUCUACAACAAUGUCAACAACAACGACCACGGUGAACAAUAUCUCUUCAACACUAAAGUGGUGAUCASCCAUGAUGGGACUUUUGCUUGGUACUCGCCGAACAAGUUCAACACAUUUUGUAAGAUUGAUGUCCGACUUUUYCCCUUUGACACUCAAGAAUGCAGGAUUACGUUCGGAUCSUGGACCUWCACUGGGGAUGAAAUCGAUCUUUACUUUUACAAGAACACGUCAAGGGCCGAUUUAGGAAUAUUCUCGAAGAACGGAGAAUGGGAUCUAACGUCUGCUGAAGGAGUUCGAAACGUUAUUUCAUACGAUUGUUGUUCAUCACCUUUUAUUGACUUGACGUAUAAUAUUAUCAUCAGUAGAAGGCCCCUCUUUUUCUUGAAUAACCUCAUUCUCCCUUGCAUCGUACUGGCACUGCUCACGUCUGUCUCCUUCCUAUUCCCUCCAGAGACUGGGGAGAGAAUCUCAUUGGUCAUUACAGUCUUGUUGGGUAUGACAGUGUUUAUGAUAAUCUUCACGGAAGCGAUUCCCGCCACUUCAGAAGCGACUCCUUUGAUUGGUAAAUAUUUUGCAGCGGUACUCUUUGAAGUUGCACUUUGUCUCCUAGCGACGUGCGUGCCCUUACGGCUUCAACAUUUGCAUCCUGGCACGGAAAUGCCUCGAUGGGCMAAAGUAUUAAUUUUUGAUUAUAUUGGGUAUGUUAUGUGCUUCGGAAGUUCUAGRCCAUUAAAAAAGGGCAGGAAAAAAGAAAGUCAGUCAGGGAAAGUGACCAAGAUUCACAGCUACACUAACGAUGAUAUUAAGCUCAGUGACACCGACAUUAUAGAGAAUGGCUAUGUAAAUGAUCACGAGAAAACGAAGCAACGCUCAGAAGCCUUUGAGAAUAACCCACAAGGAAAGCCCCACGAUUAUUCUGUUGUUAAUGAGUAUAUCAAGACAAAGGAAAGAGAAGACGAACUGUACGCCGAGUGGAAGAACGCCAUUAGUGUCCUUGAUCGAUUUUUCUUUUGGCUUUUUAUCUUAACGUUUGUCGUGUCCAGUGUUGUUAUUCUGUAUGGGUAUUCCAGAAAUUGAAAUAAAACUUUGUAUGUAUGUAAAAGAACUAGAGACGAAGCUCCCUUCCAUCCAAAGAACAAAGCCAAACUUGCAAGAAAGCAACAUUCAAUAGACCCUUGCUGUACGUGGAAAUGCGGCUCAAUUUGCAAUGACAUAGCUAUGAUAGGUUCCAAUUCUCUGUKUGGUAUCUUUUGUCAGCUGAAUAGCAAGUUUUCGAAAAAUGUGUACRUGGGAGAUAGAGCUUGAAGAGCAGUUUUGCCAGAGAAACGAGCCAAGCUAGCAAUUAGAAAAGGACAUCCAAUAGAUUUGCUAUGAAUAGACGUUAUUUGCGAUUUCGUAGAGUAUUUGUACAAGCUGAACGGCCAGUCUUCAUUGAUGACUAAGCGUGUAGGGAGUGCCAUUCCUAUCACUGAAGGCUAUUAAGGAUAGGUGAUUAAUUCAGUUAUCGAGGAAAUGAAUUCAGCAAAUUUGAACGAAACUUUGGCAAAAGUGCACUCUGCGAGCAGGAAAUAAAAUACAAGUGGUUACCAAGAGACCAAUAGAAGAUCCAAGGCAAAGUCACUCAGCAACACUCAGAGGCUCAGCUGUACUACAUUACUCUUAGUGAACGCAGUAGCAUAAGAUAGUUUGCGCAUAUGCUUGUCGCGUUUUUAAAGUGUCGACAAGAGUUUUAAGAGUAAAGAAAGUAGUGAAUACAUUAAUAUUCUGUUGGACAUAAAACUUUCAAAUAAUAAACUUUAUACUCAAAAAAUACAGACUUUUCACAUGGYUGRAUG